Amphiprion ocellaris (clown anemonefish) is the source of this 11500-nucleotide messenger RNA. RefSeq names its product phospholipase C, epsilon 1 (gene plce1). Gene Ontology annotation, biological process: lipid metabolic process; small GTPase-mediated signal transduction; phosphatidylinositol-mediated signaling. The record is from RefSeq and is a predicted model, not a curated record. The transcript has 48 exons. NCBI's taxonomy places the organism in Eukaryota, Metazoa, Chordata, Actinopteri, Pomacentridae. Gene Ontology annotation, molecular function: phosphatidylinositol-4,5-bisphosphate phospholipase C activity; guanyl-nucleotide exchange factor activity. Bases 523 to 7716 code for a protein of 2397 amino acids.
ACAACACGAGCUGCUGCAUCAACUGUCCACUCAGUCCACGAGAACUUCAGCAGAACGUGUUCAACUAAUCCUCAUGCGGCGAUUCUGUGGAUGCCGAGUGGAUUAGACAACACUGGCUGGAUUAGGGCCUCCACGGAUCCAGCAUCCUGCAAAUGAUUCACUGACUGAGAUCUGAGGGUUUUGGAGGGUGGCUCACCAUCUCUGGCUCUUGGUCAUGUUGAUCAAACAGGUCUUACCUGCACCAGCUGUUGUUCAGUGGAAUACCCAUAAAUAAGUGGCAGGAAUGUGCAUUGCAUCAUUGGCGUGGUUGUGGAUGAGUGUGCAUCCCUAUGCAGGGCCUGCAAGUGGAUAAUCAUGUCACAUAAACAAGUCUGGGAUCAGACAGAGCUCCUGCACACAGGGACACACAUGGGCUUGUAAGCUGUGACUGUGACCACGCUAUCAAGGAAAUUCCUCAGUUCUCCAGGGUCGCCUCGCUGCAGUGAGACAAAGGACGAAACAGGACGCCACAGGACAGACACGAUGGCCACAGAAGAAAAUCAGACACAAGUUGGGCCUGCAGUACUGGCUCAGCAUGUUUCACCUGCAUCCACCAGGAGCAGACCCAGCAGAGAAGCCAAACAUGCAAAUGACGGCCAGGAAGCGUGGCGAUGCUCUGACCAGCUGUGGCAUUCAAAACAGCGCAGCAGCCCUUCCCUACUCUUAUACAGGAAGUUGUCAUGUGACAGCGGGAAAGGGACAGUUCUGGACGAAGAGUACGACUGCUUUGAUUACAGCUCAAAAGUUGAAAGCACCGAAGAGAAACUAUAUCCAGAGCUGUCGGCUGGCGUGAACAAUGAAGGAGUAAAUCAGGUAUCCAGGAAAAGUUCAGAGGGGUCUGUGUGCCAGCUGGACACUUCUGGAGACAGUGUGGAUGCAGGCAGGAACAAAACUGGCAGCACCCAUUGCUCAUGUACCUCGUCUAGCAUUUACACAAGUCCAGACACGUUUUGUUGCCACAGCCCUAGAUCCAGUCCAAGUCCCAGCUCCAGCCCUGUUCUCAGUCCUCACCUCAGCUCCAGCCCUGCUUGCCCCAAGAAGAGACACAUCCGCCGUGGCAGCCUCCCUGUGUCCAUGCUGGCUUUCCACAAGACAUCACCUUUCCUCUCAUCUCAGGGCAGUCCCUCCAGUGAACCAAGCUCUUUGACGUCAUCUCCCUGCAACUCCCCUCUCACCAGCCACCGGCAGCAUCGCAAAAAUGGGCACAUCUACCAGCACAACUUCAAAGAUGCGUACUCAAGUUUGGAGAGGCUCAACAGGAGGCCUCGAGGUAACAGACUCUCCCUGGAUAAACUAUUCCUUCGGCGAUCAUCUCUUGAAAACAUGACAGCAAACGACGAGAGGUCUUCCCCAGAGUGGACCAGGGACUGCAGCAGGGGCAGCAGUACCGAUGAGGAGGAUGGAGAGGCGCACCCAGAUAACACAGAGUUUGUUAGGAACCGUAAAGAGCGUUCCACUGUCCUGGUCAGGCGGUUCUUCAAGAAUAAUCAGAAGGUCACAAAGUCAGUGUGUACCGGGACUAGAGCUAUUGUCAGGACUCUGCCGUCAGGACGUAUCUCAGAGGAUGUCUGGAUGGUUGUUGUCGAUCACAGAUUCUGGGUUCCCACCAAGAAGGAUAUAUGGCCAGUCUUAAUGCGGGGUAUGGGUGAAGGGUUCAGAGUCUGCAGAGGGAUGCUAUGCUUUGUUGGAGUUAAGCUGCAGCAGGUUAACAACUAUGAUCAGGACAGAGAGGAAGUCGACCUGAUUCAUCCUGCCAAGAAGCUCCUGUUGUCUUGCCCUGGAUGCAUCUGUCUCGGGGAGUUACAUGGUGUCAGUGCCAUCCCAGCCAGACCUGAUCUGAGCUCCUGCCUUCAUCCCUGGGGUUGUCAUCCUUCUCAUCCACACAGGUUUUAUCGUGCUUGUGGCCAGAGGACAUCGGUGUGUUCCCUGCUGACCGGAGCAUUACUGGAAGCUACAGCCGCUCUAGGUGCCCGUUCUUCUCUACUUUACCCUUUGCCCCAGUGCCCCAACGGCCACGCUGUGCUGAAAGAGCGUCAGCUGGCCAACAGCAUGACCAGCAGCAGCUCUCUUCCUCCCAGUGUCAGUGGGAUCAGUAAGGAGCUGGCAGAGGUGCGCCACCUUGUUCAGUUCCCUGAGGAGAUCGCCUGCAUCCUCACUGAGCAAGAGCAGCAGCUUUACCAGCAGGUCUUCCCCUUGGACUACCUCUGCUUCCUUACUCGUGACUUAGGCAGUCCCGAGUGUCAAGCUAAACGUCACCCAAACCUCAAGGCCUCGCUGUCAGCGCCCACCAUGCCUACUCAGAGUGCUCAGAGAAGCAACGCUGUGGAGGACCUGGUGGCCCGGUUCAAUGAGGUGAGUUCAUGGGUGACGUGGCUGAUCCUGACAGCAGGGUCCAUGGAGGAGAAGAGGGAAGUUUUCUCCUAUCUGGUCCAUGUCGCUAAAUGCUGUUGGAACAUGGGGAACUACAACGGUGUCAUGGAGUUCCUGGCUGGACUCAGGUCCCGGAAGGUGCUGAAAAUGUGGCAGUUUAUGGACCAGUCAGACAUCGAGACCAUGAGAAGUUUAAAGGAUGCCAUGGCUCAGCACGAGUCUUCCUCUGAGUACAAGAAGGUUGUGACCAGAGCACUCAAUAUCCCAGGAUGCAAGGUUGUGCCGUUCUGUGGAGUUUUUCUUAAGGAGCUAAGUGAUGCGUUGGAUGGCACAGCAAGCAUCAUCAGCCUCAAACCACCUCCAGAUAACACAGAGGACUCAAUAGAGUUUGUGUCCGACUACAGCGGUCAGCACAAUUUCAUGUUGCGGUCAGGCCCAGACGGACUGCAUGUCCCGGAGAAAGAAGCCACUGUCAGCAACAUCCUUCAGAUUAUCAGAUCUUGUAAUCGCAGUUUGGAGGCAGAAGAUCCUGAUGAGUCAUCCACCAGUCCUUCUUCUACUGGCCCAUCCCCCACAUCCAGAAACAACUCCUUCAGGGACCGCUGCCGCAAUCAUUCCCAUUCAUUUAGGACAGCGCCAGACACAAACCGUGUUUUAUUCAUGGUUGGGGACUUGUCCGAUUCGGAGGGUGACCUGUCGCUUGAGCCAAUCGUGAAAGAGGUGGAGUUUCAGGGGACUGAGGAGACACACCGAGCUUUUUGCCAUGGCACGGAGCUCGUUCCCUGGUAUGUGUUGUCACUUCAACCAGAUGUUCACCAGUUUCUGCUGCAGGGGGCUACAGUCAUUCAUUACGACCAGGACAGUCACCUGACAGCUCGCUGUCUGCUGCGACUACAGCCUGACAACACUACACUCACCUGGGGUAAACCUCAAAGUGGAGGAGCGUCCCCUACAGAGCAGCCACUGGGAUUAGGACAGACUGUAGUAGCAGGACUUGCAGAAGGCCUGCUGGACCUAUCAGUGGUGAAGGCAGUGUUUCUGGGUCAUCAGGGAGUCGAUGUCCAUGCUGUAUGUUUGCAAAACAAGCUGUGCCAGAUGACAGUGGAGGAGAAUGGUCUGAGUCUCCUCUAUGGUGUCAGUACCACGGAUAACAGACUCCUGCACUUUGUGGCCCCCAAUUACACGGCACAAAUGCUUCACAAGGGCCUGUCAGAGUUGGUGAAUGCAACCAGGAAAUUGAAGAAGUUUCCUGACCAAAGGUUACAGUGGCUGAGAAAGCAGUAUGUCAGCUUGUAUCAGGAGGAUGGCAGGUAUGAAGGCCCUACGCUAGCCCAGGCCAUUGAGCUUUUUGGUGGGCGGAGGUGGAACAUGGGUACAGGUGGUGUGGAGAAACCUGGCACCCAGAAAAACAGCCCUCUGGGCAUCAAUGAUAAGUCCAAAAAGAAGAAGAAAGUUCUUGUCAGGGGAGACAGUGGAGAUGCCACUGAUGACGAGAUGGUUUCCAGGAAAACUCGAAGCUGUAAGGAAGGAUUAUGUCGGAACGGACCAGAGUCUGACAGCAUCGACCAAGAAGAUCCAGAAGACAGUUUCCCUGGACCAUUCUCCCUCUCAUCCAGCAAGGGCUCUGGAUUGCUGGCUUCUUCCUCCUCCUCCUCCUCUUCAUCCAGCAUGGUAGGAUCCAACCAGUCACGUCCACAAUCUUCUCCCAUCCUUUCAGGAACUGCCAAGUCUCAGCCAGGUGCUUGGAGCAGCAGAUCGUGGCAUGGUCGAGGUAAAGGCUGCUUCAAAGGCUUCCAGAAUCUCAUGAUUUCUGACAGCACAAUGAGCUUCAUUGAGUUUGUCGAGCUUUUCAAGUCAUUCAGUAUCCGAAGCAGGAAAGACCUGAAAGAGCUGUUUGACACCUUUGCUGUCCCCUGCAGUCGCUCAAGUCCAGAAUCCCCUCCUCUUUAUACCAACCUCAGGAUAGAUGACAAAGACACAGGGCUCCAGCCAGACCUUGACUUAUUAACCCGAAACGGUUCAGAUCUUGGCCUGUUUAUCCGGACGAGGCAGCAGAUGUCUGACAACCAGAAGCAGAUUUCAGAUGCUAUUGCAGCUGCCAGCAUUGUGACCAAUGGAACAGGGGUUGAAAACGCAUCGUUAGGGGUUCUGGGAUUAGCUAUUCCUCAGCUCAAUGACUUUUUAGUCAACUGUCAGAGGGAGCACCUGAGCUAUGAUGAGAUCCUCAGCAUUAUACAGAAAUUUGAACCCUCAUCAUCCAUGAAACAAAUGGGUUGGAUGUCAUUUGAAGGUUUUGCAAGGUUCCUGAUGGACAAGGAGAACUUUGCUUCUCGUAACGAGGAAUCCCAGAUGAAUCCAGAGGAGCUGCAGUACCCUCUGUCCUACUACUACAUCGAGUCUUCUCAUAACACCUAUCUUACUGGGCACCAGCUCAAAGGAGAGUCCUCUGUUGAGCUUUACAGUCAAGUGUUGCUACAGGGCUGCAGGAGUGUCGAGUUGGACUGUUGGGAUGGAGAUGACGGAAUGCCGGUUAUUUACCACGGACACACUCUCACCACUAAGAUACCCUUCAAGGAUGUGGUGGAGGCAAUUAACCGGGCCGCAUUUGUCAAUUCUGACAUGCCCGUCGUCCUGUCCAUAGAGAACCACUGCUCCCUCCCACAGCAACGCAAGAUGGCUGAAAUCUUCAAGACGGUGUUCGGGGAACGUCUUGUGACACGAUUCCUUUUUGAAAGCGACUUCAGCGACGACCCUCACCUGCCGUCACCGCUGCAGCUGCGUGGGAGGAUCCUGCUGAAGAACAAGAAGCUCAAAGCUCAUCAGGCGCCGGUGGACAUUCUCAAACAGAAGGCUCACCAGCUGGCUCACAUGCAGGCCCAGGCAAGCAACGGGUCACCGGGGGUCACUUCACCCAACAACCAUACCAACGAGGAAGAGGAAGAAGAAGAAGACGAGUACGACUACGACUAUGAGUCUCUAUCGGAUGCUGAUGGCCUCGCAGCCUCUACUGCCUCGUAUGGCCUUGAAGAUAACAUCCUGGACGACAAGCCAGAGGGGAAGAGCUCAGCAGAAAAGGAGGAGCAACCUGUCGAUGAAUUGCCCAAGAGGAUGAAGAAGGCUGACAGCACUGUACAGAGCAAAGGAAAGGUGUUUGACAUGGAGCUGGGUGAGGAGUUUUACCUUCCUCAGAACAAGAAAGAGAGUCGACAGAUUGCCCAGGAGCUGUCUGACCUUGUCAUCUACUGCCAGGCUGUGAAAUUCCCUGGCCUGUCCACGCUGUCUCCAGCCGGCUCCGGUCGAGGGAAGGACCGAGGAAAGAGCAGGAAGUCCAUAUUUGGCACAGCUCCUUCUCGCUGCAGCACAACAGGAGAGGUCAUGACUCAAAGCCGAACUCCUGGGAGAGGUGGCUCUGAGCGGCUGAGCUGGGAGGAGCAGCAGACGUCUCCCGUCCUCAACCCCCCCACGUCUCUCAGCGCCAUCAUCCGUACGCCCAAGUGCUACCACAUCUCUUCAGUCAACGAGAACGCUGCCAAACGCCUGUGUCGUCGCUACUCUCAGAAGCUGAUCCAGCACACGGUGUGCCAGCUGCUGAGGACGUAUCCAGCGGCCACCAGGAUUGACUCUACUAACCCCAACCCUCUGCUGUUCUGGCUGCAUGGAAUCCAGCUGGUGGCACUAAACUAUCAAACUGAUGACCUGCCCAUGCAGUUGAACACAGCGUUGUUUGAGGCCAAUGGUGGCUGCGGCUACGUAUUGAAGCCAGCAGUGCUGUGGGAUCGUAGCUGUCCACUUUAUCAGCAGUUCUGUCCGAUGGAGAGGGAUGUGGAGAAAAUGAGCCCUGCUGUUUAUUCCCUAACGAUUGUUUCUGGUCAGAAUGUUUGUCCCGCUAACAGCGCUGGCAGCCCCUGCAUCGAGGUGGAUGUUCUCGGCAUGCCCAUCGACAGCUGCCACUUCCGUACCAAACCCAUCCACCGCAACACCCUCAACCCCAUGUGGAGCGAGCACUUUCAGUUCACUGUGCACUUUGAAGAGAUGUGUUUCCUGAGGUUUGCCGUGGUGGAGAACAACAGCUCCCAGACGACAGCUCAGAGGACUCUGCCUCUAAAAGCCCUCAAAUCAGGUUACAGACACGUCCAGUUGAGGACGCAGCAUAACGAGCCACUUGAAGUGUCCAGUUUGUUUAUCUACAGCCGCAGAACCGAGGAAGGUCCCACAGGGGGCGCUACACCCUCAUCCAUGCUGUUCAUUUCAGAGGAGAAACAUGCGUCCCAGCAGCACAGGGUGACAGUGCAUGGAGCUCCUGGUCCUGAACCCUUCACAGUUUUCAGUGUUACAGAGCAGACCACUGCCAAACAGCUGCUGGACAUGGUUGUGGCAUCAGCAGGAAACCCGUCAGAGUACUUCUUGUGUGAGGAGAAGGUUCCUCUGUUGAAGGAGCGCAGCGAGGUGAAGCGCUGUGCUCAGUUUCGCUGUCUAGCACCAGAGGAGGAGGUUGUCAGGCUGGUCUGCAGCUGGAGCACCGAGGAGGGAUAUGUGGGGAGAAUCUGCCUCAAAACAAGAGAGGAGAACCUAAAUGAAAAAAACACAGUGCUGGAGGGAGAGGAGGACAUGACCGUGGGAUGCAGAGAAGGAGCAGGAGGAUGCGGGGGAGGAGGAGGAGGAGGAGGAGAAGACGACAUGUUUUUUGUCCAGGUCCAUGAAGUUUCACCAGAACAGCCUCACACUGUGAUCAAGGCUCCACGAUACAGCACUGCUCAGGACAUCAUACAGCAGACCCUGUCAAAGGCAAAGUAUUCCUGCAGUAUCCUUUCUAAUCCCAACCCCUGUGACUACGUCUUGAUGGAGGAGGUGACCAAGGACGCCGGCUCUAAGAAAUCUUCGGCCACUAAGCCUCUUCAGCGAGUGCUGCUGGACCACGAGUGCGUCUACCAGGCUCAGAACCGCUGGAGGGGCGCCGGAAAGUUCAUUCUUAAACUCAAAGAGCAGGUGGUGCGGGAGGACAAAAAGAAAGUCAUUUCUUUUGCCAGCGAGCUCAAGAAGCUGACCAGUCGCAGUCGCAGCAUGACGACUGGCAGCGGAGUGGACGGUCCUGCCCAGAGGUAUCUGUCUGCAGCCGCAGGUCUGAAGGCUUGGGUGACAGACGGCAGAGUUGGGGCAGGAAGGUUCUUACUGGCCUCCUCCUCCUCCUCCUCCUCCUCCUCCUCCUCCUCGUCAUCCUUCAGGGGGCAGCUCCACCUUCCCACCUCUUCUCUGACCCUACCGACCUGGAAGCUUCACCUCCUCAGGAACUGGAAGAUCCACAAAUGAGAUCCAGAGAGAGAGAGACUUGCGCUGACUUACUUCUAAACUUGGAGGAUUCCCCCUUUUUUCCAUGGGAGGCGAGAUGUUUCAGUGAGGCUCUGAUGAAUUGUGGAAUUCUGGGAUACGAUUCUCUUGUGAAGGAUCCUGCCUUGUGUUAUCUGAGCAAGUUGAGGACAGGAGUCAAUUUAAGCCCCGUUUUUGGGUUUAGGUGACAGAUGUUCAGCCCCUUUUGCUUGGUUGAAUGAUGAACAGGAGGUUGGAAAUCCCUCCUGAUGGUCAUGUGGGUCGGUAGUUCCAGCUCCUCCUGGUGUCUUGGUAAUAGUUUAGCUCUGUAAGGGUUCAGAGUACCAGGGGCAGCUGUUUUUAUUGAAGUCGUCAGGGACAUAAAAUAGCAUUCUCCUGUUUCUGAUGAGCAGGAGAUAGAAAAAAACAUUUCCCUGAGUCACAUGCAAAGGAUGUAGAGUUUGCUUUGAUGGGCCAGUUUUUUUUUGUUGCAAGGAAUUUACACACAAAAAGUAGUUUUAAAGUAGAAAUGGCUGCUAAAUGGCAUUUGGAUUUAUUGAGAAACUGAACCACACACUAUUUUGAGUGUUGAUUAUCCCUUUUAGGUUUGAAGGACAAUUCGAAUGUGGCUACACAAGUGGUCCAGCAUGUUUUGGAUGAAUAUAUGCUGCAUUUGGCUCAAAGUAAACUCAUAAACUACCCCUUUGCAUCCAGCAGUUGGAGGGAAAUCUGCUUGAAAAAAGUAAAGGAGGGGUGUAGGAGAGUCUGAAUUGUUCUCUCUCUUUCUGAGGUUUGCGCUCUUUUGGUUGAGGGCAUUGUGAAGGAGGCUGACAAGCUGGCUUGUUUGGUUCUUUUCUUACUGUUCCAGUUUCACAGUACUGUAAGGGCACAUGUUUUGGGGGCAGUGCAGCUGAGCAACGCUCACACAAAGAGGCAACAACGUGAGACACCCCAUUCACAAGUUUCCAGGCUUUUAUAAAUAUUCUGUAAUGGAAGCAGCGAGGCUUGAGGCAAUUUCUUUGACACUACCGUCUCUGCCCUGAAGGUGACAAUACAUAAGCAGCAUUUUAAGGCAGUGUAGGUGUGAAAUAUUAACCUCUACAGGGGCAACUGUGGAACAACUUUGUAUCACAGUUGUUGGUAAAGUUGUCCUACAUUGCUUUAAAAUGUUGUAACACUGCCUUGUACUUUUGUAGCUGUAUCUCCUGGGAUGAUCUGCUUUGUUUCAGAAAGUGUCUUCGGGCUGUCAUCACUGUCCACAAAUAAGUAGGUCGACUAGCAUCUUAUCUUCCCAACCAACCUGAUGAAUUAUUGUUUGAAUUAUUUUCUAAAGUUCAAUUCAUAAAUAGGACAGUGUCGUAUUUUUUUACGUUUUUUUUUUUUUUUUUUUUACAUUUUACACUUCAUACAAGACUAGAAAACUUUCUGCUCUAAGAAAUUUGGAAACAUGCUUCUAGAAGAAAGAACUGUUCCUGAAUACUGGCCCAGUUACAGUUUAAUCUAAAACAGUUGCAUCAAGUCACAAGGUUAGAACCAGACAUUUGAUUCUAGCUUUCUUUAAGUUUUUCAAAUGUCAAAAAAUCCCCUCUAUGAGAUAUGACUUGAUACGAAAAAAGAAAUGAAGAAAUCUGAAUAUUUCCUAUAAUUUCCUCCACCAUUUGAAAGCAGCAAUGAUGAUUUUCAGCUCUAAGAUCCUUUUUGGAAAACAGCUUGGUCUUCUUCCAACAGCAUUUUGCACAUUUUGUUUUUCCUUUUGCUGUUGUCUCGUUUUUUUGUGUGUGUUACUGUCCGACUCGCGACAGAGACUUGAUUGUUAUGAGAUGGUCAGACUUUCUUUUUUCUAAUUAUGAUCAUCGUAUUUAUUACUUUUAAUUUCAGCCCAAUUUAGCAUUGAAAAAAGCACAAGACACACAAGGUUUGUAGUCCAAACUUGAAUUUUUUUCUCGCAAAAAUUAUUUUCUUAACGACAGAAUGAAUUUUAUUUCUUUUUAAUUUACUGGCCUGGAUUUACUGUGCUUGAUUUUUUAAAAAUAUCUUUAUAGAUUACUAAUAUUGAUUGAUUGUCAUUAAUGAUUGUAGAUUUUAGGAUCAGUUUUCUUUCAGAAUCUAGUAAAACUUGAUUCAUUUGGGGCCACUUUCCCCUUUUUUUCUGUGCUAAUGAGUGACAUUUCCAUAUUCUACAAAGUAUUUUUUAAAAGUUUAGAUAAUUUUCCUCCCCUUAUUAUUUAAUCUUAUUUGGCAUUUCAGUUAAUAUGUAUAUUUUCCCUCUAAGAGCCCUAUUAAAAAUGUUUUAGUCUUCAGGAUUAUUUUUUAGGUGAGUUGACUGUUAAAAAGAAGCCUGGAAAAAAGAAAAAACACAUUUGUGAGUAAAUGAAAAGUGUUCGGAACGCAUUCCUGUUAGAUUGAAUUUUGGUUAAAAAUAAGUCACAUGGGUUUAAAAGUGCAUUUGGCCAAUUUAAACCCACAUUCCAACUUACAAACUGAAAAUGUGCGUUUAAAGAAACUUUUUUUAACCUGCAAACACUAAAUUUGUGAAAACACAGGACGCCAAAUGUCAUGUUAUCUUAAACGUGUGAUUGUAGGCAUUUUGAUAAGUGUGGCCAUGCUCCAGAAAUGAUUUUAAGGUUUUCGUCCUUGUACAUUUAUUCUUCUUUGGGUAAAACUUUGCUCUGUGCCAAGUAGUGAGUUUGAAUUUGAGUGCAAUAGUGAAGGUCUGUCACUUCAACUCUUCAUUUUUUUUAAUCGUCUAUAGAUAGAUUGUAUUUCUGCUCGUUUUUUUUUUUUUUUUUUACCAGUCAACCUUGAAUUGUUUAAAUUUGUCAAAAAUGAUAUCAUUCACGGACACGGAUUAUCUUCCGUCAGUGGUACAGCGGUAGGACCGUCCCUAAGGCUGAUGUAAUUAAGGUAGAUGAGACUGUGAUCCCAGAAACCACAACUCUGUGUCAAUGAUAAUUCAGCUGUAAUCCUUUUAUCCAGUCAGGCUUUUGUUAUUAUAAAUGAUUAGAAUUUAAACGCGGAGGCAUGCCAAAUGAUAAUACUUCAUAAAAUGGUCAUUAUCUACAACCAGCAUGCCUGGAUGGAAGCGAUAUCAGCUGUAAUAAGUGUGUGACUCCACACAGGAAGGGACAUUUUUCUGUUAAACUGUAAAUCUGUGAGCUAUCUGCUUCGUCACUUCAUCUACUUUUCCUUCUUUCUAACCUGUAGACCUCAUUUUCUGAAUGUAUCAUUUCUUAACGUGUUGACAACCUGAGACAAAUGUGUGUUUGAAAGUUAUUUAUUUUAAUGUGAAGCCCUGGUUGGCAUUUAUUUGUUGUUUAUGUGUACGUUUCUGUAAGUAGUUUUAAGUGUUUCUUUUUUUAUUUAUUUCAGUACGUGAGAAGGGGGAAUUCUACAGUCCCGAUGUUACUCAAAAUUAUUUAGAUACGUAAAGAAAUAUUUUACUUUAUGUGUAAAAUAUUCAGCAUAGUAUUCAUAAUUCUGGCAUGUUAUUCUGCAGUUACACGGCAGCAUCUUUUAUUUUUCAUGAAUGUGGAUGAAAUCUGACAACUUUGUUUUACAUUUUGGUGUAUAUUCAUUAUAUCCACUAAAUAUGACAUGUGCUUGCUGCCUGUUGGCUGCGUUUCAUCUUUAGCACUCCAUAAAAUGUCCAGUAUACCCUUUAACAUCCACUAUCUGUGUUUAACAUGACCAUCAAGUGAACAUUUGUCUAUUUACUUGAAUUUUUAAAUGGCUGAUAAUUGGUGGACUUGUCAUAUACCAGGAUCACAAUAAAGAUGCAAACACUUAA